AUGUCACCAUCUUAUUCUGCUCACAAUGAAUGGGUUGCUAUGAAGCAACAAACUGCAGCUGAGGUUGCUCAAAUUGAAAAAUGGUGGAGUGAACCACGUUGGGCGCACACCAAGCGCAAUUACACUGCUGAGGAUGUUGCGAAAAGACGCGGUACUUUUCCAGUUUUAAAAUCUACUUCUACUGUGAUGGCUGACAAGAUGUACGCUCUUUUGGAUAAGCACGCGCGUGAUGGAACUGCGUCACAGACGUUUGGCGCGCUAGACCCCGUGCACGUGACUCAGAUGGCUAAGUAUUUGGAUUCGGUGUACGUCUCUGGCUGGCAAUGCAGCGCUACUGCUUCGACAUCGCACGAGCCAGGCCCAGAUUUUGCGGACUAUCCUAUGGAUACUGUCCCUAAUAAGGUAGAGCAUUUGAUCAAGUCGCAGUUAUUCCAUGAUAGAAAGCAGCGUGAAGCGCGGCUAUCCUGCACUACUCCCGAACAGCUAAAUGCCUUGGGCCCUGAGAUCGAUUACUUAAGGCCAAUCAUUGCGGAUGCAGAUGCUGGCCAUGGUGGGCUUAACGCCGUUUAUAAGUUGACUAAGUUGUUCAUUGAGCGGGGUGCCGCCGGGAUUCACAUGGAAGAUCAGACCUCUACCAACAAAAAGUGUGGUCACAUGGCCGGUCGUUGUGUUGUUCCGGUUCAGGAGCAUGUGAACAGAUUAAUUAUGUCACGCCUAUGCGCAGACGUGAUGGGUUCGAAUCUUUUGCUAGUCGCUAGAACCGAUUCCGGGCGUGCUACAUUGAUUAGCUCAACAAUUGAUAACAGGGACCACUACUUUAUCUUAGGAGCAACAAAUCCCGAAGUCACAGUGUCGCUGGCUGACACUCUGGCAGAAGCCCAAGCCGCCGGGGCUAGCAGUGAAGAAUUGCAAGAGCUUGAGGCCCGGUGGAAUGAAAAAGCGAGGUUAAGGUUGUUCCACGAGAUAUUCUCAGAGAAAGUCAAAAAUAACCCUAAGAUUUUCAAUCAAUCAGUUAUUGCCAACUUUAACUCUAGAACAGGGCCAUAUUCCGGGAAAUCAAUCCAACAAAUGCAGGCUAUUGCCCGUGAACUCAUUGGAGAGGAGAUUUACUUUAACUGGGAUCUUCCACGUUCCUCUGAAGGACUCUACCGUUACAAUGGUGGCAUCGAAUGUUCCAUCAUGAGAGCACGCGCUUUCUCACCUUACGCUGAUCUCGUCUGGAUGGAAUCAGACUCACCUGAUUUUGAGGAAGCGAGACAGUUUGCGGUGGGAGUAAGGGAAAAAUACCCUCACCAAUGGCUCGCGUACAACCUUUCCCCCAGUUUCAAUUGGCCUAAAGCCAUGCCUCCACAUGAGCAAGAGACCUUCAUCACCAGGUUAGCUAAGCUCGGCUACAAUUGGCAAUUUAUUACGCUAGCGGGGCUGCACACGACGGCUCUAGCUGUACACAGUUUCUCCCGUGAAUACAAAAAAUUCGGAAUGAAGGCGUAUGCGGUUGACGUGCAGCAGCGCGAGAUUGAUGAGAGUGUUGACAUUCUUAAACACCAAAAAUGGGCUGGGGCUGAGUAUGUGGACGGUCUGCUCAAACUUGCCCUUGGCGGCGUUAGUGCUACAGCCGCGAUGGGUAAGGGUGUUACGGAAGAACAAUUCAACUCCGUUACUAAUAGUGCCAGACUUUAG
Eremothecium sinecaudum is the source of this 1680-nucleotide messenger RNA. It is a transcript of the gene ICL1, whose product is annotated as isocitrate lyase 1. Gene Ontology annotation, biological process: carboxylic acid metabolic process. The record is from RefSeq and is a predicted model, not a curated record. Gene Ontology annotation, molecular function: isocitrate lyase activity. Bases 1 to 1680 code for a protein of 559 amino acids. Lineage: Eukaryota; Fungi; Ascomycota; Saccharomycetes; Saccharomycetales; Saccharomycetaceae. The transcript has a single exon.